AUGUCCGAGCCUUUGCUGUUUCAACUGGGCACGGAAACGCCUCUCGCUGCUGUGACGGUCAAUUGCCCGCAGGUGUGGUUGCUGACACGUUUGGCACACGCGAAAGGCUCCUUUCGUAUUGCUCGCAAACUGGGUCAGAAGGAAGUCACUGGUGUUGGAAAAGCUGGUCGGAAAAGUGCAGGUAAGUAGCU
Messenger RNA from Cylicostephanus goldi, 191 nucleotides. Lineage: Eukaryota; Metazoa; Nematoda; Chromadorea; Rhabditida; Strongylidae. The record is from the annotation of a GenBank genome assembly.